Molecule: messenger RNA, 4265 nt
Organism: Boleophthalmus pectinirostris (great blue-spotted mudskipper)
Lineage: Eukaryota; Metazoa; Chordata; Actinopteri; Gobiiformes; Gobiidae
Gene: slc16a5a
Product: solute carrier family 16 member 5a
Exons: 5
Coding region: 255-1841 (528 amino acids)
Biological process (GO): monocarboxylic acid transport; transmembrane transport
Molecular function (GO): monocarboxylic acid transmembrane transporter activity
Source: RefSeq, a predicted model, not a curated record
CUCGGCAGUCUCCUCCUACCGCCGCCUUGACACCAGCUCUCAGCCCGAGUAGCAGCAGCUCUCGCGGCGGUCAUCGAUGGACCACAGACCGCGCCUCUGUCCAGACCGUGAGGGGAGGACGCACCGUACCGACCCCAAUGAGAGGUCCUCUCUGUGGUGCCCAAAGCCACUGCUGUGUCAUGGAAAGCCAAGUAUAUUUAUUACACAACCUACAUAGCUAACGGUGGGGUUUUACCAGGACUGUUGAGCUAAAAAUGACCCAAAGAAAUGGAGUGGGUGGGGUCCGAGAACGCUACCUACAGACUGAAGCGUGUGCCAGCGGCUUGGACACUGACAAGCAUCAAGAAGCUAACAACCAUGGAGAAGUAGAACCAGGAAGUGAGCACCAGCAGCCCCACGCUACUGCAGCUGUAACCGGAGAUGGGGCUCCUGAUGGGGGGUGGGGUUGGGUGGUCCUUACAGCUACCAUCCUGGUGUUGGCCUUAACCCUCGCUUUCCCAUCCUGUGUGGGGAUCUUUUACACUGACCUGCAAAUGGAGUUCCAUGCAACCAACAGCGAAACGUCCUGGGUCCCCUCCAUCAUGACGUCAGUGCUGCACGCAGGAGGGCCGUUCUGCAGCGUGCUGGUGGAGAGGCUGGGUUGCCGGGCGACCAUAAUGUUGGGUGGAGUCUUGAGCGGAGUGGGAAUGGCCGCCAGUUCAUUUACUCAGUCCAUCAUCGAGCUGUACAUCACCGCAGGGGUCAUUACAGGUUUGGGGUUUUGCUUUAGCUUCCAGCCUGCUGUCACCAUCCUGGGACACUAUUUCGUCCGCCGUCGUGCUUUCGCCAACGCCAUGUCCUCCACGGGCACUGCUCUGGGCCUCUGUGUUCUCCCUUUUCUGGGCAACUACCUCCACAUUGAGUACGGCUGGAGGGGCAGCUUCCUGAUUUUAGGCGCUGUUCUGCUCAACUGCUGCGCAUGUGGGGCAGUGAUGAGACCCCUCAAACCACAGAGGCCGAGAGGACCACCCCUUAUAAACCAUCAGCCAUCUUUGUCCCAAGAGGGGAAUGAUAAGAAGACCAAAGGGUUUUUAAAGACGGUAUCAAACUAUGUGUUGUCUGCAAUCAAAAAACAUAUGGCUUUUGACCAGUUUUGCAACAACCCAAAAUACUGCGUGUACUCAAUAGGGAUUACAUGGAUGAUGCUGGGGUUUGUGGUACCCUUGAUAUAUCUUGUUCCCUAUGCCACAGCUCACGACAUGGAGCCAAGUCAAGCUGCAAUGCUCCUCUCCAUCCUUGGUGUAGUUAACAUUGUAAUACGGCCUCCCAUUGGGCUAAUCUUCAGCAUGCCAUGGUUCAAAGGACGCCAUAUUUACGUAUUUGCCUCUGCACUACUCGUGAAUGGGCUGAGUAAUAGUAUUUGCUGCAUUGGAGCAACUUUUCCUGUGUUGGUGUCCUAUGUGAUCAUCUAUGGGCUGUCAAUGAGCCUGGUGGGGUCCUUAAUGUUCACUGUGCUGAUGGAUAUAGUGGAAAUGAGCAGGUUCCCCUCUGCUCUGGGACUCCUCGCUAUCAUGGAGAGUGUCACCCUCCUCAUCGGACCUCCACUGGCGGGGAUUUUGGUGGACAGGUCAGGCCAGUACUCCCCCGUAUUCUAUGCCUGCAGCGCCGUUGUUGCCUCUUCUGCCGUUUUUCUCAUGGCAUCAUUUUACUACCUGGACAAAAGGGAGAAAAAACAGCCUUCACUGCCCGAUCCAGCCACUUACACUGAUGAAAUGGUUGUGUGUCCAUACAGAGAUGAGCCCAAAGAGGAAGACCAGAUUAAGGCUUCAGCCAAUGGGGCAGACCAUGUGACUGAUGUUUGAAUGAGUGAUUAUUGGAGUAGUCAAAGGGUAGGCGAUAUGGCAAUAUAAAAUCUAUAUACUGUAUUAUUUAUGAAACUGUGAUCUCCUGAUUAUUGAUUUUGUACUUCUCUGUUCAGUGCAGCUCUGUAAUCAAACACAAAUACCUCUACUCUACCACCCUCUCCCCCAUUUGGUCAACCACUGUUAUACUCUGAGUAGGGCUACAACAUUUAUAGUGAAUUAUAGUGAUUAAUCAAAAUUACAAUUUGAAUGGAUGCAUUUAGUAAAUCAUAAAGGCUGCAAGUACUAUAAUUUCCUUAACAAACAACAAAGUAACAAAAAAAAUCAGUUUUAUUCUUCAUAAAUCUGCUAAGACAGUUUAGAUCUGUAUAAAUAUGUUCUGAAUUGUGACCCUUGUAUUAUUGUGUUAGUUCACAUAUCAGUCAUUUUGUCAGUUUUCCUGAAUGUGAAAUGUGAACUUUGAACAGAAUUCUAUUAUUAAAACAAAUUGCAAGUCUUAUCACAAUCCUAAUGCUUGACCGAAAAAAAAACAACAAAUUGAUAUUUUUCCCAAAUCCCGCAGCUCUUGGUCUACGUGAAUGACAGGAGGAUCAACCAAUCACACUGAAGUAUGAAGUCUUAGAAGACAGAUUGUCAUCUGAUUUCAACUGCCAUAUCGCCUAAGCCUUAAGUGAGAUUGAAUUUAUAUUGAUUACAAAUACAGACUGUCCCUGUAAAGAACCAGUCACUUUUGCCCUCCCUAAAGAAAAGCCUGGUCCGUAUUAGCUGCAGUAUGAUUUGAUGUUUGUUAAGGAAAGUCAUCGAAACUGAGUUGGCCCAUCAGUUGCUGCCAACAUCUUUCAGGGCUCAUCUCAGUCAAUAAUUUGUCUGCUUGUUAUUACAAAACUGCAGUAUAUUUAAACGUUUAUUAAUGGAAAAACUCAAUUAUUUAUCUGUGGAUUUAAAAAGUAAUCUGUGGAUCAAAAACCAAAAAAAUCCACUUAUAUGGUUGAUGUAAAAAAAUAUCCCCAGAACUUUACACCUUUAAAGGUGCACUGUGCAACUUUUCUGGUGGAUGGUCCGUCAUCUGCAUGUCUUUGUGGAGAUGUUAGUGCUUUGUCUAGAAUGUUCCAUGGUAGAAAUUAAAGCUAUCUAUCUCAAGGGAGACAACUACUGACUACAUUACAGGUCAGAUUUGUGGAGAGGUAACCCUAAUCACAGAGAGAAUUAUUGUAUUUUUGAGCAAUAGAAACACCUGUAAUUCAUAAAUGCUAGAUAGAAGUGUUCAGUGUCAUACCAUGGAGCAUUCCAGGCAAAGCAAUAACAUCUCCAUGGAGACAAGCAAGUGAGAAACCCUCCAACAGAAAAGUUGCACAAUGCGCCUUUAAAGAAGACACAAAUAAACAUAAUAUUUACUGGUAACAAGCUGACAGGUUCUUCGGAGGGACAUUGCCACAAAAAUAACAAGCAUUACACUACACAACACUACGCUCUGGGUCACACUGCCCCGACUGAAGUGGUCUCAUGUUCAAAAUCCAAAUUUAGAACCACAAAGUUUACUUUUAUAUGAGGUGGAGCACAAUGUUUUCUCUGACCUCUGAACUUUGAAUCAGGUACACCAUUUAAAAAAUAUAUCACCAUCUUUACUGUUUGGUCGAUACCAAAACCAGAGGUGCACUUAUAGAACCACACUGAUUGUAUUUUAUCUUGCUGCUGUCACUGAAUCUUGUACAAAACCAAGUAAUACACAUUGUUAUAUUUGUAAGCACAUUAUUAUAACUACUCUGUCUGUAAUUCAGAAUUGCCAUUAACUUUGUGGUAGUCUGUUUGUUGACUGAAGACAUCUUAGAGAAUACACCAUUCAGAUUUAGUUUAACUACUUCUAAAAUGGUGCUAGAUAGGAGAUGGCAAAAUGAAAAUGUUAUUCAUGGACUGUAAGAGAAGUGUGAAGUUAUGAUGCUUUUUGUGCAUUUUUUGCUCAGAUGAAUAGUGCCUUUAAAAAUGAUUGCUGUUUUGUACAAUACAUAUGUUUAGUACAGUACAAUCAAGCCCUUCCAGACAGACUGAAGAUAUAAGCUGGUCAUUUUACAUGUUCUCCAUCUUGUCUUAACAUAUUUAAAUGAUCAGUAACUUUUUUUACUGACUGUAUAAAUAUCCAGAGCGAGGAUAUUUACUUUGUGGUAGAAAUGCAUAGAAAAUGUUACAGCCAUUUUAUUGACUAAAUGUGCCACUCUUUGUGUGACAAUAUAUAUUUCAAAAAUAUUCUGUUAAUCUAAAUGACUUCAAACUGUUUUCCAUAUUAUAAAUGAGAAUGGCCUGAUUGCCUGAAUUGACACAUGACUGUAAAGCACUGAACAAGUUUGAAAUUGAAGUAAUUUUUGGGCCAAACUAUUAAAUAUUUAUUUGUCAUAAUCAGGGACAAUAAAUACAAACUUUUAACUGUAA